Messenger RNA from Planococcus citri (citrus mealybug), 6170 nucleotides. RefSeq names its product nose resistant to fluoxetine protein 6-like. The record is from RefSeq and is a predicted model, not a curated record. Gene Ontology annotation, molecular function: acyltransferase activity, transferring groups other than amino-acyl groups. The transcript is spliced from 13 exons. NCBI's taxonomy places the organism in Eukaryota, Metazoa, Arthropoda, Insecta, Hemiptera, Pseudococcidae. Bases 2480 to 4705 code for a protein of 741 amino acids.
CGUCUACCCUCUAAAUACCUCCUAUAUGCAAAAAAUGAAAUUACGCAUCAUUGGACUGUGUACACGGUGUACUAUCAUUUUUGUUAUAAGUAUGCAUAAUAACUACCAUAUUCAGUAUCUAUUACUAUCCUAAUUAUUACGAAAACCUUGGAAGAAUACAGAGAAAAAAAAACCUUUUACUUGCACGAAAACUUUUAAUAAAAAUUGAAAAAUUAGCACGUAUACGAGUGAGACGCGUUUCAGUCUACACAGAGACCAUUAUCAAUCACGAAUGAAUGAGAGGUUACAUAUUACAUAACACGUAGAAGAUCUGUAAGAGAAAUGCGUCGUAAAAAUUGAGAAGAGGGGAGAUAAACUAAGUAUACAAACAUGAGUCAAAAAUUGCGUCUUAAAUUAUGAACCAGGUAGGGGUUAAUUUAAAAGAGGUAGAAGGGAAUCGAUAACACUGUUACGCGAAACAUCGUUGACCAUAUUGACCUGUGUGGAGUUUUCAUGACGUUUAAUUUCUAUUAGUUCUAGGGUAUUGAGUCGAUGACCUUUUUCAGCGAUGUGUAGAAUCGUUAUACCGGAGUCAGGUAACAAGUUGUGGCCAGAAUUUACUUAUAAGAUGAUCAGCAAAGUUACUUUUUCCCACAUGACCAUUUUUCCAUGCUGUUAUGUGCUCAUUGAGCCUUAUUUUGAAGCUUCUCCCAGUCUGGCCAAUAUAUAGGUAGCAGAGCAGUUGUUGCAUGAAAGUCUGUAAACACCACUCUUCUCCAUCUUGGGGAUUUUAUCCUUACAAGGGAACCCUCCGACAUGAUAAUCUCCGAUUUGAAUGAAACUUGGACUGGUGGAAAGAGGACCUCAAAAAACCCCCAUCCCCCAAUUUUCAGCUGCUGAAGUUGAUUUUUAGAUUUUUGACGAGCGUUUGAUGUUUUGUGUACACAGGUAAAGUGUUCUGUAAAUUAGAAAAAUGGCCGUUUCUCCCCACCGCAUGAACUUCAGCAGCUGAAAUUUUGGUCAAAGGGUCUAUGCUUGAUACCUAAUUCACUAAUACUACCGCCGGCCGGAUCUGGAAUUAUUAUCAGAAAUCGAAUUUUUUGCCCAAUUGCUGGUUUUUAAAUGCCAUUGAAAAAUUUGAAAAAUGAUCGAGUCAAUUAAGCUCUUCUAAUCAACUUCAAGGGCUCAAAUUUUGGUCAAACAGUCUCUGCCGAAUACCAAAUCGACUCAUGCCAUCAUUGGCCGGAUCCGGCCAUCCGUUCAGGAAACAAGAUUUUUUACUGUUUUUUCCCAUGUUAUGAAUGAAUUCAAAAAAUGGCCAUUUCUCUCCACCACAUGAACUUCAGCAGCUGAAAUUUUGGCCAAAGGGUCUCUGCUUGAUACCUAAUCGAUACGUACUACCGUCGGUCAAAUCUGGAAUUAUCAUCAGAAAUCGAAUUUUUUGACACAUAACAUGAGAAAAAGUAUAAAAAAUACACAAAACUUCACACGCUCGCCAAAAAUAGAAAAAUCAACUUCAGCAGCUGAAAAUUUAGGGAUGGGGGUUUUUUGAGGUCCUCUUUCCACCUGUCCAAGUUUCAUUCAAAUCGGAGAUUAUCAUGUGGGAGGGUUCCCUUGUUAGCAUUACAUAGUAACGACCCUAGGGAAUUUGUUGAUGUGUAGGAGAUUUGAGACUCAUUUAUAUCAUUACUUUCGCAGACCUGAACCAACUUUGAUGUCGAAUUUGCGUGGAAAUUAAAUUUCUUGAAUUUUUUCUUCCCCUUGGGUGCUGUGUUGAUUAAGGUAGUAUUGGUGGCGAGUAACUUUUUGAAUCGUAUGCGAUUUAGUAAUUUGAAAACUAGUUUUUUUGGGUACCUAGCCAUUACUAUUAGCGAUCUGAACGAUGGUGUUGAGUUCUUUUUUGUAGGCCUUGGAUAAGUCUCAAACAAAUCACAGCUCAUUCUUUUUGUCUUUAGAUUCAUUUUUUUAAACAUUGGAUGCCAUAAUCACUUCCCUUCCUUCUGUGGAAUAUACAUAGGUAAGGUAAGUAUGUACUUAGUUACCUACUCAAUUUAUGCAUAACUAGAUAGGUACCCAAAUUAUGUAAUUAUUGUGUUCAGUCGAUAUCAGUUAUCCACAAAUCAUGUAGGUAUUAUUCUCACGCAAAAUAGUUUUAUGACGCUAUUAUUAAUUUACAAAAAUUAAUCGUGGGUAAAAUAUGCAUUUUUUUGUAUAGGUACUUAAAAACAACGUAUAGGUAGGUACUUGAAAACAAUUUUUUUCUCACCAAAAUUGCCAAUUAUAUGGUUCAAUAGUCAAGUUAACUUAGGUGAUUUUCUGUAGGAGCUAUAAACAUAAUGAUGGGAGGAUGUUUUGCAUUCAAAGCAUUUUCCUCCUAUUGUAUCAGAGAUUAUUAUAUCUACUUACCUAUGGAUUUUUUGUGUGCACUUAGUUCCACGUAGUUAACAGUACAGUUCCUGCCGACACGAUUUUUGUGCCAUAAGUUAUAAGGUGUACUUAAAUGAUGAAUCUUCAAAUAGUUUUAGUUUACUUUCUUGUAGUUGAUUGGUGGUUUUGCGAAACGGCAUCACUUGAAAAUGGAACAAAAAACUCCACAAGUGAAAAGAGAUUGUUUUGUGGAAAUGAUAUUGGAAACGAAAGUUUUCAAACCAGUGAAUUUGAAUCAGCAUUACCUCGAAAAAAAUGGAUUUCAGAGUUGUUCUACGAGGCUCAAACGGCAUUUAGAUUGAAUCCUAAUGUGAAUGUCGAAUGCAAGAGAGAUUUCAAUUUCUUCAAGUUACACAUUCGUAAUCAGUCAACGUGGGCUGUCAAAAUGCUGGAAUCAUCAGAGUGGCCGUUAGUGGGUAUUCUCCAUGGUGUGGUCGAUCAUAUGGGAAAUUAUGACGAAUGUUUGUCUAUUUCAUCUUAUGGUAUUGAUGGACAGUACUGUUUGGUUGAAGCCAUGUAUAACUAUUCAGAUGCAUUACACAGUGAAGUCGUCGAGAUGCCUGAUGAGAAAAUUUCGUCAUGGGAAGUUGUAACCUUGUACGGAAAAAAUCCAAUCAGAAUAAACAGAAAAAAGUUAAGAUUCGCUGUCUGCAUACCAUCGUCUUGUACUCCAACUGACUUGAAGAUCUCUCUCGAUAACACAUUGCAUCCAAUAUUCAACGCUCACGAGCUCAAUAUAACAAUUAACGUGGAUCCUGUGCUUUGUAAAAUACGCGACAAACCUGCUCGCCCCUUGGGAUACUACAUCGUUCGGAAUUUGUUUGGGGCGAUUUUCUUCCUUGUAAUUUGCAGCACUUUGUAUGAUGUUGUAACUUUCACUGGAGUUGAAAUGAAAACAGAAGGCGGACCAAAAAAACAUUUAAUAAAAGACAUAUCUAAAUCUCUUUCCAUAAAAGAAAAUUUCAGAAAACUUACAAAACAUAAUUUUCCGUGUGAACAAACAGGAAUACAUUUUGUAAAAGUCUUGAGUAUGAUUCAGAUAAUUAUUGGCCAUCACAUAACAUUAGCGAUCUUUCCAUUUCCUUUAUCAGAUGCGUUUCUUGCAGAGCAACAAUUUAGCAAACUAACGCCACUAUUAUCUCGAUUAGAAAUCCUGAACGUAUUUUUCCUGAUAAGUGGGUUUUUAACUUUUCAUCUGGACUUUUCUCAGAUGUUGAAAGGAGGAAUAAUUUUUCUACUCACCAGAAUCUCAAACAGGUGGAUGAGAAUGAUUCCAACAUUUACUUUCAUAGUGUUAUAUGCGAUUUAUGUAUUUCCAUAUAUUGGAGAUGGUCCGCUAUGGAAUUACAGAACAAUGACCGAAGCUAACAAUUGCAAGGAAAGCUGGUUGCCUAUUGUAUUUCUCAUUAGUAAUUUCGUCAAUCCUGAAAAAUCAUGUCUUAUAUUUGGCUGGUACAUAACGGCAGACAUUCAACUAGCCAUAAUUGGAGGAAUUUUAUUAUACAUUUUUACGAAAAAUAGAAAAAAUGGUGUUUUUGCCAUGGUACUUACAUUUAUCACUGCCAUUACGAUGACAUUCUUCUUUACAUUCACGAAACAGUUACCAGGAAUAGUUCGAUUUUAUUUCGACAAGACGAAAGAUAUAUUGAAUGAUGAAGGCUUUUAUUACGUAUACAUGGCUACGAGUACAAGAUGUGGACCAUAUUUAUUAGGAUUUAUGACCGCUUAUCUACUUGAUAUACUUCGACAAAAAAAAAUCAAGUUUACACAUACACAAAUGUAUUUAUUUUCGUUCAUAUCCAUACUGUUUGGCGAAGCAGUUACAAUUUACGGAUCCUCGUUUUACAUGUUCAAUAAAAAAUAUAACGCGUUUGAAAAUGCUUUAUACAGUGCAUUAAGUCCUACGCUAUUGGUGUUGAAAUACGCGAUCAUUGGGCUUGUUUACUUCACAUCAGGAUUAGGAAUAUUUACCAAAUUGGUCGAAUGGAAAGUGUGGAUUCCAUUAGGACGUCUAUCAUAUUCGGUUUUUCUGAUCAACAUACCUGUUCUGCUGCACCAUGUUUCAUCUCAGAGACGACCAGUCUCACUUACAAAUACGUUGAAUGUAGUAUUUUGGAUUAUUGGUGAUCCAAUACUGAUCUAUUUUUUGGGAUUAAUUUUUCAUUUGUUCAUCGAAGCUCCAAUUUUAAAUUUGAACGCAGCCAUCAGAAGACGACUAUUGAAGUGUUUGCAUGACCAUAACUCGACAAGUCAAAACCUAGGCAACAAAUCUCAAUCGUCAAAAAACAAAGGCGAAUGAUCAAGGCAAAUAUGUACUGUUCGUGAGGAUUAUUUUUCCAAAAUGAAUAAAUAAGACUCCUUUGGAUAGGUGUUACGGGUGAUUGAAUGAAAUAAAACACACCUACCUACAUGUUUAUCAUUUUAUUUAUUAACCUAUUUAUUUGCUUGCCUAUUUAUUUUUACUUAAGUGUUCAUUUAUUUUCGGUGAAUCCAAGAUGACGCGAAUACUGUCUGAUGGAUUUUGUUUAUUUAUCUUAUUUAUUUAUAUAUAUUUUUUUUGUUAAUUACGUUACGUUCGUUUGAAUAAAGUUCGUAAUUCGAUUCGUAUGAUGCAUGUGUACGGGGUGUCCAGGGAGUGGUGGUACGAAUUCAGAUUUGGAGGUAACCGGAUACGAGUAGAAUAAAACGUAAGAUAAAACAAGUUGCCUGUGUUGAAAAUUGAAGGGGCAAACCACGUUUUCAAAAUCCUAGAGCCAAAAUCCAAUUUUGACCAUGGGAGUCGAUAGUACAUUGAAAAAUGAACAAAAUUUUCUAUUAUGACUUUUUGACCAACUUAAAAAUUAUUGAAGGGACGAAAAAUAAUUUUUAAAUCGCGAUGAAAAAAAUGAAUCCGAAAAUAAAUAUCAAGUAGGUAGGGCUACCUGCUACCUACUUCAAAAAAAACAAAAAAAAAUGUUAUGAGUUAUGAUCAAUUUUGUUUCUCACUCUAAAAUUUGAAAAAUUUUUGAAGCUCUACAAUAUUUUACUUUACUUUUUCCAUUAACGUGCCUUUACUACGACAAAAGCCAGAGGCACAGCAGGUAAAAAGGUUCAAAGUCCACUGGAUGAGUCAUAUCCUAAUCUGAAGUUUGUUCCACCACUCCCUGAGAAAACGCGAGUGUAGAUGUAGAAUAGGCAGAGAAAGAAGACUGGUUGGCUGGGACUAAUAAACAGUCUAUAGCUGGUACAAAUCGGCAUGGGUUUGAACCGGGCAUUUGUGGAUUAGAUAUCAUUUGUUAUACCUAUGUUCAGUUUUCUGUAGUUCAAAUUGAAAAUUUCAAAGUGAGUUAUUAAUUUUCUUUUUUCACAAACCGUUUCUAAAAAAAUUAGAUCAAUUUCCAUUAUCAAAAUUUCAUCUGACAUUUGAGAACUUGGAAAUUGCUGGCAGUAUUUUUGUAGGUGUAAAGUGCCAUUUUCUCGCAAUUUUUCGGUAUUAUUUUUUGAAAAAUUCUUUGUAAUUUUUGGCAAAUUGAGGGUAAUUUUUUGAUAAAUUACUGGAAAUUUUCGGUAAAUUACUCCACUUGUGAAUUUUGAAAAAUGAACAAAAUUACUCACCAGUUAGGUAUGUCUUUGAUCAACUUGAAAAUUGAACGGACUACAAAAGGAUUUUCAAUUUCAAAAAAAUCGCGAUGAAAAAAAUGAAUUCGGAAGUAAAUAGGUAUGUAUUAUUGAGUACCUACUUCAAAAAAAAAAAAAAAAAAAAAAAAAAAAAAAAAAAAUUGUAA